Trichosporon asahii var. asahii CBS 2479 is the source of this 2961-nucleotide messenger RNA. RefSeq lists its product as uncharacterized. Gene Ontology annotation, cellular component: membrane. The record is from RefSeq and is a predicted model, not a curated record. The coding region runs from base 1 to 2961 and encodes 986 amino acids. The transcript is spliced from 2 exons. Gene Ontology annotation, molecular function: ABC-type transporter activity; ATP binding; ATP hydrolysis activity. NCBI's taxonomy places the organism in Eukaryota, Fungi, Basidiomycota, Tremellomycetes, Trichosporonales, Trichosporonaceae.
AUGCGCCUUCCCGCGCUCUUCGCAGCGUCCGCGGCCCUGUGGGUGGCGACAGCCAGCGCCGCCAGGCAGUGCACACAUUACGGCCUUCCGGAGGGUGACGAGUGCACGUGUCCGGCCGGUUUCGGUGCAUCGAUCGGCUCCCAGUGCGACACGCUUCAGUGCGGUGGCUCUCUCUACGUUCCCGGCCCCAAGGCGAAGGACGGCAACUUAAAGGACUGCAAAUGCGACGACGGCUGGACGGGACCGACGUGUACGGUCUGUCAGAGCAACCAGGCAUGCUCGACGUCGCUGAACCGCUACUCAUGGGGCACAAAGUACUCCCAGGUCCCGGGGCUGAACAACACCCUCAUCUGCUCUGCCUCGCCGACAGUGUACGGAACGGGCCAGAUGACGUGUUCGCUCAGCGACCCGACGAUCAACAUGCUCUUCCCCGGUCCCGCCUACGUUACGAUCACACGCUCCCUGAACUCGACGAAGCAUCCCGGCGGCAAGCGGGUCCUUACGAAAGGCGGACUGAAUGGCGGAGAGGGUGUGGCGUAUGCGCAAAUCUGGAUCAACAAUGUCGAGCAGUUCAGCUGCAUGGCUCAGAACUGCACACAGACCGUUGCCAAAUCGAAGAUAGACGGAGCCGCCGGCAACAGCACGACAUGGGACUGCGCCGACCUGGAGUGUCGCUGCAAUGGCGAGAGCGACCUGUGCCGCUCGCCCGGAGUCCUCGGCAUCAUCAACAAGCUUCACGGUCCGCUUAGCGUCGACUGUGGCGGCGACGACAACUGUCAGUUCAAGCAGCAGCUUGUGACCAACUUCUUCGGCGAGAAGGGCCUCACGCUUUCCGACUGCACUUUCGGCGAGUGCGUCGAACAGAGCACAAUCGACAACGCUUCCUUCGACACAAACGUUCCCGGCCCUUCCGCAGGCGUGAUUGCCGGCCUCCUCGCUGUGGCUUGCGUCAUUCUCGCUGUAAUCAUCGCGACGGUGAACGGCAUCUACUCUCGCGAACGAGCCCGCCGCCGCCCCACACACGGCGACUUCAUGAAGCGACCCGGUGUGGGACUCUCCUGGUCCGGUGUUGGUUACGAGGUCCCUCCAGAGCAGCGCGGCUUCAUUCGUGCUUUCAAGGAGUGGCUGAAGGGCGGCCGCGGGGCAGCCUACCUGAAACUCGAAAGGGACGUGAACGUGGGCCCGCACGGAGGCAAGGUCGUUCUCCGCGACUCUUGCGGGGACAUCCCUGCCGGCGGAUUCUGCUGUCUCCUCGGCCCUAGUGGAGCGGGGAAGUCGACGCUGGUAGACAUCCUCUCCGGCCAGAACAAGGCUGGACAUGUGGAGGGAUCUGUGUCCUACACCGGAGGCGGACGGAUCAAGGUAGCCUACGUCGACCAGCGCGAUGUCCUCAGCGCCACUGCGACCGUAGCUGAGACGCUUCAGUUCGCAGCGGACCUCAGGCUGCCCGAGAACAUCCCCGCCCACGUCAAGGCGGAACGUGUUCGAACUGUGCUGCAGCAGCUCGGUCUCGAGCACGUCGCAGACACCCGCAUCGGCAGCGGUGAAACGCGCGGCGUCUCUGGCGGUGAGAUGCGUCGAGUCAGUAUCGGCGUCGAGCUCAUCAGCGCUCCCGACGUCCUUAUCCUCGACGAACCCACCUCGGGUCUCGACUCUGUAUCCGCCGCACGCAUCGUCACCCUCCUGAAGGCCAUCACGGAGGACGAAACUUGCCCUACAACCGUCAUCGCCUCAAUCCAUCAGCCCUCCUCGGCCCUGUACAACGCCUUCUCGCAAGUCCUCCUGCUGUCUCGAGGCAAGCAGCUCUAUUUCGGCCCCGGCGGCGAUGCGCCCGCAGACUACUUUGCUCGCUUUGGUCUCCCCUGCCCGGCGCACUACAACGUGGCCGACCACCUGCUUGAGAUCGCAACUGCCUCCCCGCCCCUCCAGACGGGUCGCGAUGCAGUUGUGCCGUUGAACUACAAGAGCAAGGAGGCCAGGUUGCUCGAAGAGAGCGAAUCUGAGCUGAGCAGCGCGGGAUCGAGUGAACUGGACCUGCUCUGCGCCGGCGAGACGAGCGUGGAUCUAAGCCAGCGACAGAGCGUGCCCAAGUCGGCGUGGUGGCCCGAUGGACGCUGCGAGACAACGUUCCUCACUCAGAUGGACGUACUGAGUAAGCGUGAGUGGGCCAACUUGAUGCGAGACAAGACGCUCUUCGUCUCCCACGUAAUCGCAGGCAUUGUGCUCGGUCUCUUCGCCUCGGGCGUGUUCUCCCGUAUCGACCUGUCCAUCUCUGGGUUUAGGAAUAGGAUCGGAUGCCUGUUCUUCAUCUGCUCUCUCGUCUCGUUCUCGUCCCUUUCCGCACUCAACAACUUGGUCGAAGCUCGGCCACUGUUCCUGAGGGAGCGGGGCGGGUUCUACUCUCCCUCAGCCUGGCUCCUCUGCCGCGUGCUCUUCGACAUUGUGCCCUUGCGCAUCAUUCCCAUCUCCCUGCUGGCGUGCACGACCUACGCCCUGGUGGGUCUGACGCCCACGAUCGUCAACUUUUCCCAAUUCUACCUCGCCGUGAUGCAGUUCGCAGUCUCCAUGGCGCUGUUCAACUUCAUCCUCGCCGCGGCGUGUUCCAACCCCGCCCUCGCCGUCCUCGCCUCGAACCUCUGGAACAUGUUCAACUUCGUGUACGCCGGCUUCUUCGUAAAGCUGGAGAAUGUGCCGGCCUGGGUCCGCUGGCCAACCUACAUUACGCCUCUCGGAUUCGCGCUCGAAGCCAUCAGUGUCAAUGAGGUGGGCGCCGGAUUGCCGAUCAAGGACGACCUGGACGGCAUCGCAAUCGAGAUCAAUGCAGCGUACAUCAUGAAGCGACUGUUCGGGUAUGAGCUGGGCAAGUACUAUGGCGAUGUGCUCGCCCUGUGCUGGUUCCUCAUUGGAUAUCUUGUGCUGCUGGUGGGACUGGUUGUCUAUCACAUGCGUGAGCACCGAUAG